ACAUCGUUGACAUUUUGGAAGAGUAAUGAGGAGUGAUGAGUAAAAUUAAUAGUUUUAGCACUUUUUAUACUCAAUUGCCAUUGCAUUAUUCAAUAAUUUUGAAAAAAUUAAAGUCGUAUGGGGUAGUUAAUUAUACAUUCAUAUCUAGAAUGGCAAUAUGUUACUACUAGUUGUGUUUGCCAUGCCCCUGGUUGUAAAUAUAAAACGCUAAACAGAAACAUUUUUCGAAUAAUUUUAAAAUUGUCUAACCUGCAAUUUAUUGGGAUAUUGAUACAAAAAUGAAAGUUUUGGAACAAUUAUGUUGAAAAUGAGCACCACAAAGACUAUACCACCUCCUGGAAGCACAAUUUUCGGGUGGAAAGAAUUUGUGUGUGGUUGGGGAGCAGCAUUUAUUAACAUAACAAUAACCUAUCCCGUUAACAAGAUCAUAUUUCGACAGAUGUUACAUGGUAUGAAAGCUUCAAGUGCUUUCUUACAACUUCAAAAUGAAGGUAUCGAAUUUUUAUAUAGGGGAAUGCUACCUCCUUUAUGUCAAAAAACGUUUUCAGUUUCUAUAAUGUUUGGGGUUUAUGAAGAAACUAGAAAACCACUAGUAAAUUAUGGAACAAAUCCAUAUCUUGCAAAAUCUAUAGCUGCUAUUCUUGCAGGAACAGCUGAAGCAAUUUUAAUGCCUUUUGAACGAAUUCAAACACUCUUAGCUGACUCUGCAUAUCAUCAUCAUUUUAGAAACACCUUUCAUGCAUUUAAAGUUGUAGGAUUGGAGUAUGGUGUCAAGGAGUAUUACAGAGGCUUAGUGCCAAUUUUAUUAAGAAAUGGCCCAUCAAAUGUGUUAUUUUUUGUCAUCAGAGAAGAGUUACAUGAAAGAUUUCACGAUGAUAAGAGACUUCCUAGAUCAGUGAUAAAUUUUCUUUCGGGAGCUGCAAUUGGAAUUAUACUUUCUGCUUUAUUCUAUCCUCUUAAUGUUGCCAAAAUUACUAUGCAGAGUCAACUAGGUGGCGAGUUUCAUGGUUUAAUACAUGCUAUGAAACAUAUGUACCAAAUGAGAGGUGGAAAAAUACGAUAUUUAUACUACGGUUUACAUACAAAUGUUAUGAGAGCGUGUCUUAGUUGGGGAAUCAUUAAUAGUGCUUAUGAAACUCUUAAGAAAAUUUUGUUUAAUGUUGAUUUUUAACAUAUUAUUAAAUUUAUUUAUUUAUAGAUAGGAAAUUUAAGUGUUCAGUGAGUAUCUUUUUUUACUUUAACAACUUUACAAUCUAAAUGUGAUUUCAUGUAUAAAAACUCUUCUGAGGAAGAUCUGUUGAUUAUUUUUUUAAAUGUUUUAUUUUCAACAACAGUUUCAAAUAAAACAUCAAAGUAAGUUGCAUUAUGCAAUA
Messenger RNA from Agrilus planipennis (emerald ash borer), 1373 nucleotides. RefSeq names its product solute carrier family 25 member 51. The transcript has 2 exons. NCBI's taxonomy places the organism in Eukaryota, Metazoa, Arthropoda, Insecta, Coleoptera, Buprestidae. The record is from RefSeq and is a predicted model, not a curated record. Bases 299 to 1171 code for a protein of 290 amino acids.